UAAGCCUCUCACAUUUUGUCCUCUGAGUCCACUAACCAUCCAACAUUUGUCUAUAACUCUCUUAUUCUGCUGCUUAUAGAAAUUUAUCAGUUAAUUUGAAGUCUUAAUGGAUCAUCAAUCUCAAGAUAUACAUGCUCACAAGACCGGCGAACCCCAUUUAGUAGGGGAAGGUGAAGAUGAGCACCCCCAUGAGAAGAAAACAGUAAUGCAAAGGGUCAAGGCAAGGGCAAGGAGGAUAAGGAGUUCGAUCAGGAAACAUGUCCACGAUGACCAUGACCAAGCCCAUGAUGGUGAUCAAGCUCGUGAUGUUCCUCAUGAUGAUGAUGAUGAUGAUGACGACGAUGAGGAAUAUGAUGAGGAAGUGGAGGAAGACCAAGAAACCCACGGUGCACCAAUACACGAAUCAGUCCCACUUAAGAGUAGUACUGUUAGUACUGCUACUCCAGUGAAUUCACCUAUGACUUCUUUAUCUGAUCAUCAUGUUGCUUCUAGGACCAUUGAGACUGGUGAUGGUAAAACCUCUGUUCCUGGAACAGAAGUUAACACACCUCUCUUUGCUUCAUCUCUUGACCAUGGGCCUUCUAGGCUCAGUGAGACUACUGGUCAUGGUAAGAGCUCUUCUUUAUCUCAUGACCAUGGAACUGGUCAUAGUAAAACCUCUGUUCCUGGAACAGAGUCCACUAAGGUCCAUUUCGAAACACCACUGACUUCUUUCUCUGAUGAUCAUCAUCAUGGUACUUCUAAGACCAAUGAGAUUGAUCACAGUAAAGCUUUUGUUCCUAGAACAGAAGCCAGUAGUGUCCAUUUGGAGGGUCCAGAUGUAGAUACACCUCUUUCUUCUUUCUCUCACGAACAUAUACACAAAUCUUCCUAUGAUCCUGAGACAGAUCAGUCCAGGGUCAAUUUGGAAAAACCAGUAGCGAGUGAUCAUUUCUCUUCUUCGUCUCCUGGACUUUCUGAUAUCAAGGAAUCUGAUUCUGAUGCCACCAGAACCAUUGUUCCUGGGACAGAGUCCAAAAUCAAUUUGGAAAAACCAGUUGGGAAUGCUCUCUUGUCUUCUUUGUAUCCUGGGCUUUCUGAUGAUGUCAAGGAAUCUAAUCCAACCAAAACCAUUGUUCCUGAGUCUGAGUCAGAGUCCAAAGUCAAUUUGGAAAGAACCAAGGAAUUAGAGAGGGAUCCUCAAGCCCCUGAGGACCUUUCCCAUAAGCACACCCCUUCCAAUUAUCAGACUAAGGUCACUGAUCCAACUGGCAAAGGGGCUAAGGAAAUAGAAGGCACUCCAAUACUCAGUUCCUUCGAUAAGAUGAAUAUACAUGAUGAAUCAGAAUCGAAACCAAAGCAACAUUUACCAACCGGAAGCCAUGACCAAUUUUCUUCAGAACAUUCAUCACUAAAUCCAAUCAGCACACCCCAACACCCUGAAACCUCUCAGAAAUCAUCAGCACCAAUCUCUGAGAAAAUCCCAGCCGUCGCAUCUGCUCUAGCUGACAGUGCAGUAUCAGCAAAGAAAGUAGUUGCUUCCAAAGUCGGCCACGGCGAGAAAAACGACAUGGAAACUCAUGAAACGACAGGAAAUUACACACCACAACACCCCAAAACAGUGGAAGAAAGCUUGGGUACUCAGAAACCCGAAAGCAACCCAGAACAUAUUACCUCUCCAAAACCAGCAUCACCAACCAGUUACGCUCAGAAAUUUUCUUAUGCUACCUCUGCAAUAUAUGGUACAGCAGUAUCAGCAAAGAAUGCCGUAGCAUCCACAUUCGGCUACGGCGAGAAAAGCAACACUGGACUCCACGAAACGACAGGAGAUUACGACACUACAAGUAAUGAACCAGCUUCAGAAACUGAGACUGAACACAGGAAGAAGAUGGCUUCCACUGAGACAGACCAACAUUCUCCCUUGUACGAGAAGGAAACCGGAGAAGGGAGCGAAGCCAUGUCGAAAAUGCAUGGUCCAGAGAACUCGGCAAGGGAAUUGGAGAAGAGUAGUUCUGAGACUAAAGAGCAAGACAAAGGAGUCUCGAUUAAGGGCUACUUGGCCGAGAAGUUAGUGCCAGGAGAUGAAGAUAGAGCUCUUUCUGAGGUGAUAACUGAUACAUUUAACAAGCGAAAGGAGGAACCGGAGUCAGUUCCAGUGGGGAAAGUGACAGUGUCGGAUCAUGUGGCAAAAACAUUGGGUACUGCGGAUGAGGAAAAUGAAUCCAACUAUGCCAUUAAGACUAGGGGUACAGUUGCUUCUUGGUUUGGAUUGAGUGGAGAUGGUCAGUCUCCGGCUUCUCAUGAUUCACCUACCAACACCAAAGGUGAAAAAGAUGACAAAACACAGGAGAGGGAGUGAGGGAACCAAAGAUGGUCUCUGCUGGGACAGAGAGUUGAUAUGUUGAUUUUUUUUUUUUUUUUGGUUAAAAUGUGGUUAGUGUGUUCACUGGAGUCUUGAGAACUUUGUAUUUGUUAAGUUUCUUUGGGUUUGUGUGUUCAUGUAAAUUCCUAUGGAUAUUUGAUUUUAUGUACAAGCUCUCAUGUUGUGUUUGGUGUAAAACCUUUGUUAAAGGUUCUGGUUGUGUGAUCAGUUAUUUGGUGUGACUUUUGAUUGAAUAACAAGCUUUCUUUAUCAGUUACGCUGAAAA
Molecule: messenger RNA, 2627 nt
Organism: Cannabis sativa
Lineage: Eukaryota; Viridiplantae; Streptophyta; Magnoliopsida; Rosales; Cannabaceae
Product: low-temperature-induced 65 kDa protein
Exons: 6
Coding region: 107-2338 (743 amino acids)
Biological process (GO): response to abscisic acid; response to stress
Source: RefSeq, a predicted model, not a curated record